Penicillium daleae is the source of this 279-nucleotide messenger RNA. RefSeq lists its product as uncharacterized. NCBI's taxonomy places the organism in Eukaryota, Fungi, Ascomycota, Eurotiomycetes, Eurotiales, Aspergillaceae. The transcript has a single exon. Bases 1 to 279 code for a protein of 92 amino acids. The record is from RefSeq and is a predicted model, not a curated record.
AUGUCCCUUGUCAAUUCUCGUCGCGAUGAGGAUAACGAGGAGUGGAUUGAUAGCUUCUUUGCGAGUGGCUGUCGAGGAGAUCAAACGGCCUCAGGUAAUGUGAUUCAUGGCAGAAUCAGCGGUGUUGCUCGAAAAUACCCGUCUGACUCCGAAGAGCUGUCACUCUUCCACAAGAGGGUAUUAUGCUGCGAUUUGCAGGCACAGGACCUGGACCUGACACAUGGCUCACCGCACGCGUGGCUCUUCUUUGUGACGAAAACCCUGUUUCAAGAUGGCUAG